This is a messenger RNA of Chaetomium globosum CBS 148.51, 690 nucleotides long. RefSeq lists its product as uncharacterized. NCBI's taxonomy places the organism in Eukaryota, Fungi, Ascomycota, Sordariomycetes, Sordariales, Chaetomiaceae. The transcript is spliced from 2 exons. The record is from RefSeq and is a predicted model, not a curated record. Gene Ontology annotation, cellular component: cell division site; plasma membrane; growing cell tip. The coding region runs from base 1 to 690 and encodes 229 amino acids.
AUGGCACGAUCGACGGGCUUCUUCCACCACAUCGGCACCUUUCUCCUAUUUGCCGCCACCAUCCUACUCAUCGUAACAUGCAUCUCGGCCCCCGUGGUCCACAACCUAUCCCUACUCAGAGUCGACCUAGGCGGUGACAAUGGCCGCGGCGAGACCGUCACGUUUGGCACGUUUGGCUUUUGCCAGACCCGCCCUGAAGCAGAUGAUUCCUGCUCGCAAUCCCAAGUCGGCUACUCCCCCGCGGCGGUGAUGACGCAGGCGGACGGCACCGAGUUCUCCGAGUACGCGGAGCGUACGACGCGGGCGCUGACCAAGGCCAUGAUCCUGCACCCGAUCGCCUGCGGCCUCAACUUCAUCGCCUUCCUGCUCGCCCUGGGCGCCGGCAUGAUCGGCUCCUUCCUGGCCUCCAUGGUCGCCCUGCUCGCCUUUUUGACCACCGCCGUCGCCUGCAUCAUUGACUUUGUGCUCUUCAGCAUCGUCAAGUCCAACGUCAACGACCGCGGCGGCGCCACGGGUACCGGUGCCUACUAUGGUGCGGCUGCCUGGACGAUUCUGGUUUCGGCGAUUUGCUCGUUGAUCGGGGCGGUUGUCGUCUUCUUCACGUGCUGCUCUGCGCGUCUGCACCGCCGUCGGGGUGUCGCCCACAAGACCGAGUAUGCGUCGCCCCCGAGGCGGAGGCGCUUUUGGUAG